This is a messenger RNA of Vicia villosa (hairy vetch), 1761 nucleotides long. RefSeq lists its product as uncharacterized. The transcript has 5 exons. The coding region runs from base 258 to 1319 and encodes 353 amino acids. NCBI's taxonomy places the organism in Eukaryota, Viridiplantae, Streptophyta, Magnoliopsida, Fabales, Fabaceae. The record is from RefSeq and is a predicted model, not a curated record.
UCGACAAAUACAACACAUAAUUGAAUAGUCUCUUUCUUCUUCUUUUCCUUCUUCUUCUUCUUCUUCUUCUUCUUCUUCUUUCUUUCUUUCUCUUUUCUGUUUCAAUUUGAAUUUAAGAAAAAAACUUUGAAUUAUUACAGCAACACAACAAACAAAAACUCCACGCGCCGCUCUUUCUUUCUUUCCAAAUCUGAAAUCUUACCGCCGCCACGCCGCCACCACCGUCGUCACCGCCGUCUUUAUGAAUCAAAGCAACCAUGGGCGGAGUAACGUCCUCGAUUGCUGCUAAGUUCGCUUUCUUCCCGCCGCAACCACCGUCGUACACAAUUACCGUUUCUGAAACUUCCACUGGAAAUGAUUCUCCGGCGACGAAGCUCUCGAUUCCGGAGGUUCCGAUGAAGGAGAACGUGGAUAUAGUGAAGCUUAAGACAAGGAGAGGAAACGAAAUCGCGGCGGUGUAUGUUAAGUACCAUAGACCUACAUGCACCAUGCUUUACUCUCAUGGAAAUGCCGCGGAUUUAGGUCAAAUGUUUGAACUCUUUGUUGAAUUGAGUAAUCGACUUCGCCUUAAUGUCAUGGGUUAUGAUUAUUCUGGUUAUGGACAGUCGACAGGGAAGCCAUCUGAAUAUAAUACAUACGCAGAUAUUGAAGCUGCCUAUAAAUGCCUGAAGGAGCAAUACGGGGUAAAAGAUGAACAAUUGAUAUUGUAUGGUCAAUCUGUUGGUAGUGGUCCCACACUUGAUCUUGCUUCAAGGAUAUCAGAAUUGAGAGCCGUUGUGUUGCAUAGUCCAAUUUUGUCAGGGCUGAGAGUACUAUACCCUGUAAAACGAACAUAUUGGUUUGAUAUUUACAAGAAUAUUGAUAAAGUUGGUAUGGUCAAAUGCCCUGUUUUGGUUAUCCAUGGUACAGCAGAUGAAGUUGUAGACGUGUCCCAUGGAAAACAGCUGUGGGAACUUUGCAAGGUAAAGUACGAACCCUUGUGGGUAAGUGGCGGUGGACAUUGUAAUCUUGAGCUUUACCCCGAGUUCAUUAAACACCUAAAGAAAUUUGUACAGACAGUUGGAAAACCUAAAGCAACUACUGCAAAUGGUUCUGAAAAGGAUAAUGUAGAAACUGAGAAUCAAGGCAACAAAGCUAGCAAAGAAUCAGAAACUGGAACUUCUAGUACUUCUGAAUUGAGUACAGAAAUUCCCGAAGCUUCUAGAAACAGUUUAGAUAGCCGGCUUAAAAAGUCUAAAAAACCUGACAAACCAGAAAAGUCUCGAAUGAGCACAGAUCAUGUUGAUAGAUUUAGGCGAAGAAAGGGGUUAGUUUGGUAGUCUCUCACAUGAACUGUGUCCAGGAUAACUUAUCCGCUCCUAUCCACUAUUCCACGGAUCUGACUGUCCAAUAGUCGGGAUUCUCUGCAUUCAUGCGGCUGGGAUGUCGUGGAUGUUUGGUCAAGAUCAUAACGUUCAAAUUUUAAGUUGAUAUUUUGAAUUAUAAAAUUAAAGUUAAACUAUGUAUUUUUUUUAGUUAUCUUUGAUCGUACGACCACUAAUGUCUCCGUCUGCAUGAAGAAUGCGGGAUCCUCUGAUUGCAAUGAAAGGCAAAUUCUCUACCCAUUAGGUAAUGAUGUCUGUUCUAAGGUGAAUAUGUUGAUUGAGUUUUCUGUACUUUAAAUGAUUCAAAGUAACAUGUGCAUUUUUAUGCAUUUUUAUGGCCUGUAAAAUCAACAUCUUGAUGUAGUAAAUGAAAUCAUUAAUGUAUUUUCUUUUGAUA